AUGUUCUUGGGACUGUGGCCUUUUUCUCACCUUAUGUUGUGGUUUGGGGCUCAAGCCACAACAAGGUCCAGAAGAAAGUUUGGAAACCAUGGCCUUGCAUCCUUCAAGUUCUCUUGGCACUUGUACCUUCUGGUCCUCAUGUUCUUCCCACAGCAAGUGUGGGCUUCUCCCUAUAAAAUAGGGGUAGUGGGCCCAUGGACUUGUGACCCUUUGUUUUCAAAGGCCCUGCCUCAAGUUGCUGCUCAGUUAGCCACUGAGAGGAUCAACAGAGACCCAUCUUUUGACCUGGGUUACUCUUUUGAAUAUGUAAUUCUCAAUGAAGACUGUCAGACUUCCAGGGCCCUCUCAAGUUUCACUUCCUACCACCAGAUGGCCUCAGGAUUUGUCGGACCUGCCAACCCUGGCUACUGUGAAGCAGCUUCACUCCUGGGAAGCAGCUGGGACAAAAGCAUAUUCUCUUGGGCUUGUUUGAAUUACGAAUUGGACAAUAAAAAUAGUUACCCGAAUUUUUCUCGCACACUCCCUUCACCUAUUCGGGUGUUGGUAACUGUCAUGAAAUAUUUCCAGUGGGCUCAUGCCGGAGUCAUUUCCUCAGAAGAAGACAUUUGGGUGCACACAGCCAACCGAGUUGCAAGUGCUCUUCGGAGCCGUGGCUUGCCUGUAGGGGUCGUCCUAACCACAGGACAAGACAGCCAGAGCAUUCGGGAAACUCUCCAACGAAUUCACCAGGCAGACAGAAUUCGCAUAAUCAUCAUGUGUAUGCAUUCGGCCUUGAUUGGGGGAGAAACUCAGAUGCAUCUCUUGGAAGGAGCUCAUGAUCUGAAAAUGACUGAUGGAACCUAUGUCUUUGUUCCAUAUGAUGCUCUGCUCUACAGUUUACCUUAUAAACAUACCCCCUACCAGAUCCUAAGGAACAAUCACAAACUUCGGGAAGCCUAUGAUGCUGUGUUGACCAUAACAGUGGAAUCCCAAGGAAAGACCUUCUCUCAAGCAUAUACAGAAGCAGCAGCCAGAGGUGAAAUUCCCAAAGGAUUGGAGUCAGAUCAAGUUUCACCAUUGUUUGGAACCAUCUACAAUUCAAUUUACUUCAUCGCACAAGCCAUGAAUAAUGCUAUGAAAGAAGAUGGACAGCCUAGUGCUGCCAGCCUGGUUCAGCAUUCCAGAAACAUGCAGUUUUAUGGAUUCAACCAGUUGAUAAGAACAGAUUCAAAUGGAAAUGGCAUUUCAGAAUAUGUAAUUCUGGACACCAACUGGAAAGAAUGGGAACUCCACAGUACUUACACUGUGGACAUGGAAAUGGAGCUGCUACGGUUUGGAGGGACCCCCAUCCACUUCCCUGGUGGGAGCCCCCCUCGAGCAGAUGCAAAAUGCUGGUUUGCAGAGGAGAUCUGCCGAGGAGGCAUUGACCCUGUCUUUGCUGUGAUGAUCUGCUUUGCUUUGCUCAUAGCCCUGCUUUCUAUUAAUGGAUUUGCUUACUUUAUAAGAAAUCAAAUAAAUAAAAUCCAGCUGAUUAAAGGACCUAACAGAAUUCUAUUAACUCUAGAGGAUGUGACAUUUAUCAAUCCUCACUUUGGCAGUAAGAGAGGAAGUCGUGCCAGUGUAAGCUUCCAGAUCACCUCAGAAGUACAAAGUGGGAGGUCUCCAAGGCUGUCCUUUUCUUCAGGGAGCCUAACUCCAGCUACUUUUGAAAACUCCAACAUAGCGAUUUAUGAGGGUGAUUGGGUGUGGCUGAAAAAGUUUCCCUCUGGAGAUUUUGGAGAUGUUAAAUCCAUCAAAUCAAGUGCAAGAGAUGUGUUUAAAAUGAUGAAGGACCUACGUCAUGAGAAUGUAAACCCUUUGCUAGGUUUCUUCUAUGAUUCAGGAAUGUUUGCCAUUGUGACAGAAUUUUGUUCCAGAAGGAGUUUAGAAGACAUUCUGAGAAAUCAAGAUGUGAAACUUGAUUGGAUGUUUAAAUCAUCACUUCUGCUGGAUCUUAUCAAGGGCAUGAAGUACUUACACCAUCGAGAAUUUGCUCAUGGGAGGCUGAAAUCUAGAAAUUGUGUUGUGGAUGGGCGUUUUGUACUAAAAGUGACAGAUUAUGGCUUUAAUGACAUUUUGGAAACACUAAGACUCUCUCAAGAGGAACCUUCAGCUGAAGACUUGUUGUGGACAGCCCCUGAGCUGUUGAGAGCUCCAAGGGGUAACAGAUUAGGUUCUUUUGCUGGAGAUGUCUACAGCUUUGCCAUUAUCAUGCAAGAAGUGAUGGUCAGGGGUAACCCAUUCUGCAUGAUGAAUCUGCCUGCAGAAGAAAUAAUAGACAGACUUAAGAGGCCUUCUCCAGUGUAUAGACCAGUGGUUCCCCUUGAGUACGCUCCUCCAGAAUGUCUCCAGCUGAUGAAGCACUGCUGGGCAGAGGAUGCAGAACAACGACCAACUUUUAAUGAAAUAUUCAACCAGUUUAAAUUUUUCAACAAAGGCAAGAAGACCAAUAUCAUUGAUUCUAUGCUCCGGAUGUUAGAACAGUAUUCUAGCAACUUGGAAGAUUUGAUCCGGGAGAGGACUGAGGAGCUGGAAAUUGAAAAGCAGAAAACAGAAAAACUUCUGACACAGAUGCUACCACUAUCAGUUGCCGAAUCCCUCAAAAAGGGCUGCACAGUUGAACCUGAAGGCUUUGACUUGGUCACCUUGUACUUCAGUGACAUUGUAGGCUUCACUACUAUCUCAGCCAUGAGUGAGCCCAUUGAGAUAGUGGAUCUUCUCAAUGACCUAUACACACUCUUUGAUGCCAUCAUUGGUAGUCAUGAUGUAUACAAGGUAGAGACCAUUGGAGAUGCUUACAUGGUGGCCUCAGGUCUCCCAAGAAGGAAUGGCAGUAGGCAUGCAGCUGAGAUUGCAAACAUGUCCUUAGAUAUCUUGAGUUCCGUGGGUACAUUCAAGAUGCGGCACAUGCCAGAGGUGCCUGUGAGGAUUCGAAUAGGCCUCCACUCAGGGCCAGUUGUUGCAGGAGUGGUGGGCCUCACGAUGCCAAGAUACUGCUUGUUUGGAGAUACUGUGAAUACAGCUUCUCGGAUGGAAUCAACAGGAUUACCUUAUCGCAUUCAUGUCAGCCACAGCACUGUGACAAUUCUUCAAACUCUAAGUGAGGGCUAUGAAGUGGAGCUUCGAGGAAGGACAGAGCUCAAGGGAAAAGGAACAGAAGAGACCUUCUGGCUGGUUGGGAAGAAAGGCUUCACAAAGCCCCUUCCUGUGCCCCCACCAGUGGGCGAAGAUGGGGAGAUGGGUCAUGGUCUGCAACCUGUGGAUAUUGCAGCCUUCAAAAGACGGAAAGCAGAAAAAGAACUUGAGAAAAAUCAGUCAUAAGGACCAAUGUGCUCUAAGACUGGGAAUCAUCUCUUGGUGAGUCAAUGAAAAAGCUUGCACCAGCUCAACAAUUUGUCCUGCCUAAGCAAGAAAUCUGUGUUAUGGCUAAACCUCUGAAGAUGACUAAUUUCCAGCAUUCCUCAAACCCAAUUCAAGGAUAAGGGAAUCCUUGAAAUGUUUCUCAAACAAGCUUUGCUCAUCACAAAACUAUCACCCAAAAGUCCAUUUGAAAGUAAAUUGUAAUGAAUGUGAACCCUAAGGAAGGAAGAGCAGAAUACUGGCUCCAAGUUUAGUGAUUUCAAAAUAGUAGACCCAACUUGGACCAAGAAAAGAAGUUCUCUAUUUUCAUAGAAAGAAAAAUAAGAGAUUCUUUGUUUUCCUUUUCAUUUAGUUUGAAUGUCUAGAAAAAGUAUUUAAUGAGUAUAAUGUAUAACUCAAUUACUACGAGAUUAGUGACAAGGGGAAAAAUCUUCCAGAAAAAUAUUCAUCUUGAAUCCCUGUCUACUGUCACCUCUUUUAGUUGGAAUGCAUAGGGAAUAAGGGGAAGGAGAAGAGUAUGGUUAAUUGUGUUGUUUGAGGAACUUGAAGGCUAAGAAGUUCAUUUGUUUUCUUACUGCUUAUCAUUCAACUUCUUCACAAAAUUGUCAUCGUCUCUUUUUCCUGAGUAAGGACAAUAAAGGUCUCAGUAAGGAAAACUGA
Messenger RNA from Erinaceus europaeus (western European hedgehog), 4038 nucleotides. It is a transcript of the gene GUCY2F, whose product is annotated as guanylate cyclase 2F, retinal. Gene Ontology annotation, molecular function: peptide receptor activity; guanylate cyclase activity; ATP binding. The coding region runs from base 1 to 3339 and encodes 1112 amino acids. The record is from RefSeq and is a predicted model, not a curated record. The transcript has 19 exons. Lineage: Eukaryota; Metazoa; Chordata; Mammalia; Eulipotyphla; Erinaceidae. Gene Ontology annotation, biological process: protein phosphorylation; cGMP biosynthetic process; receptor guanylyl cyclase signaling pathway.